Messenger RNA from Symphalangus syndactylus (siamang), 3465 nucleotides. It is a transcript of the gene CCDC110, whose product is annotated as coiled-coil domain containing 110. Gene Ontology annotation, cellular component: cytoskeleton. NCBI's taxonomy places the organism in Eukaryota, Metazoa, Chordata, Mammalia, Primates, Hylobatidae. The record is from RefSeq and is a predicted model, not a curated record.
AAAAGCAGCACCAGGAAGAGGAUGAAGUUGACUCCGUUCUCCUUUCAGCGUCCAAGAUCCUAAAUUCUUCGGAGGGGGUGAAGGAAAGUGGCUGCAGUGACACAGAUGAGGAAACGGGCACAGAGAGGUUAACUCCCUAAGGUCACACAGGCAGCGAGGAAUGGAGCGGGCAUUCAGCAGGGCGGCUCCGGACUGCCUGUCUUCACCACCACGCUAUGCUACGUUGCUUCUCUGAAUGCUAAGAAUUGUUGAGUUUUUUGGACACACACUAAAACGGUAUGCAGUCAGCCCUCGGUAUCUGGGAGUUCCGCAUCCUUGGAUUCAACCAACCACAGAUGGAAAAUAUUCAGCGGAAAAAAAAACAAUUUAAAAAUAACAAUACCACAUUUUUUAAAUGCAAAUUUUGAACAGUAUAACGGCCAUUUACAUAGCAUUUACAUUGUAUAAGGUAUUACAAGUAAUCGAGAGAUGAUUUAACGUAUACAACAGGAUACGCAUAGAAGCUAUGCAAAUACUACCCCAUUUUGUAUUAGGGACUUGAGCAUCUGCAGAUUUUGCUAUCCGCAGAGGCUCUGGAACCAAUCCCCUGUGGAUAUCCAGGGAGGAGUGUAUGCCUUUUCCAAAGAAAACUACUUUUUACAGUCCUUCAGCAGCAGAUGGAAUCAUUUCAGGCUUUGCGAAUGCAGACUUUGCAGAAUGUCAGCAUGUUACAGUUGGAAAUCAGUGAAAUAUUGAACAAAAGUAUUACUGAAGUAGAAAACCCACAAUUUAGCUCAGAAAAAAAUCUGGCGUUUGGCACGCGCAUUGAAAAGGAUUUGCCUACAGAGAAUCAAGAAGAAAACCUUUCUAUGGAGAAAAGUCAUCAUUUUGAGGAUUCCAAGACACUUCAUUCAGUGGAAGAAAAAUUAAGUGGUGAUAGUGUGAACAGUCUCCCUCAAAGUGUAAAUGUUCCAUCCCAGAUACAUUCUGAGGACACAUUAACUCUGAGAACUUCAACAGACAAUUUAUCUUCAAACAUAAUUAUACACCCUUCAGAAAAUUCUGCCAUCUUGAAGAAUUAUAAUAACUUUUAUCGUUUUCUACCUACUGCACCUCAAAAUGUGAUGUCUCAAGCUGAUACAGUAAUUCUGGAUAAAUCCAAAAUUACUGUGCCUUUUCUCAAGCAUGGAUUUGGUGAAAAUUUAGACGACGUUUGCCAUUCUAUCAAACAAAUGAAAGAAGAGCUUCAAAAGUCACAUGAUAGGGAAGUGGCACUUACAAAUGAACUUCAGACUUUACAAACUGAUCCCAAUGUUCAAAGAAAUGGUAAAUAUGACCUGUCCCCUAUUCACCAGGAAAAAAUGAGCUUUAUUAAGGAAGAAAACAUGGGCGGUAACUUAAAUGAAGAUGUAAAAUCAAAGAGAAUUUCAGAAUUAGAGGCAUUAGUAAACAAAUUACUCCCCUUCAGAGAAACAGUGUCAAAAUUUCAUGUGAAUUUUUGUAGAAAAUGUAAAAAGUUAUCUAAGAGUGAAAUACACAGGGGAAAUAAAAAUGAGAAAAAUAAUAAAGAAAUUCCCAUCACUGGCAAAAAUAUUACAGAUUUAAAAUUCCAUUCCAGAGUUCCAAGAUACACACUGUCAUUCCUCAACGAAACAAAACAUGAAAUGAAAGACAAAGAAAGACAACCAUUUCUAGUAAAACAAGGAUCAAUAAUAUUUGAAAAUGAGAAAACUUCCAAAGUUAAUUCUGUUACUGAGCAGUGUGUUGCAAAAAUUCAGUACUUACAGAAUUACCUAAAAGAAUCUGUGCAGAUACAGAAAAAAGUAACAGAACUGGAGAAUGAAAAUCUAAACCUUAAGUCCAAAAUGAAACCUCUUAUCUUUACCACACAAUCUCUCAUACAGAAAGUUGAAACAUAUGAAAAGCAACUUAAGAAUCUGGUUGAAGAAAAGAGUACUAUUCAGUCUAAGUUAAGUAAAACAGAAGAAGACAGCAAAGAAUGUCUUAAAGAAUUAAAAAAAAUAAUUAGUAAAUAUAAUGUUCUGCAAGGUCAAAAUAAAACUCUAGAGGAAAAAAAUAUACAACUUUCUUUAGAGAAGCAACAAAUGAUGGAAGCAUUAGAUCAACUAAAAAGUAAGGAACACAAAACUCAAAGUGAUAUGGCCAUCGUCAAUAAUGAAAAUAAUCGAAUGAGCAUAGACAUGAAAGCAAUGAAAACCAAUAUUCUAUUGAUACAAGAUGAAAAAGAAAUGUUAGAGAAAAAAACAAACCAGCUUCUAAAAGAAAAAAGCUCAUUUGAAAAUGAACUAAAAGAAAGCCAGCUAGAGAUAAUGCAGCUAAAAGAAAAAGAAAGAUUGGCAAAAACAGAACAAGAGACACUUCUUCAAAUAAUAGAAACAGUUAAAGAUGAAAAAUUCAACCUUGAAACAACAUUACAAGAAUCUACUGCUGCCAGACAAAUUAUGGAAAGAGAAAUUGAGAAUAUUCAAACCCACCAAUCUACUGCCAAAGAGAAUUUUCUGCAAGAAAUAAAAAAUGCAAAAUCAGAAGCAAGUAUUUAUAAGAAUAGCUUGUCAGAAAUUGGCAAGGAAUGUGACAUGUUAUCGAAAAUGGUAAUGGAAACCAAAACAGAUAAUCAGAUUCUAAAAGAAGAACUAAAGAAACAUAGUCAAGAAAAUAGAAAACUUGAAAACAGCAUCAGUAGACUUACUGAAGACAAAAUACUUUUAGAAAAUUACGUAAGAAGCAUAGAAAAUGAAAGGGAUACCUUGGAGUUUGAGAUGCGGAAUCUUCAACGAGAAUAUUCAAGUUUAAGUGAUAAAAUUUGUACUCAGCAUAAUGACCCUUCAAAAACAACUUAUAUUUCAAGAAGAGAGAAAUUCCAUUUUGAGAACUAUACUCACGAAGAUACUUAUAGUCCUCGGAGUAGGCCUUUGGCUUCUGAUUUUAAAGGUGGAAACAUUACACUGACAAUACGCAUGCCUGCCCUGGCUCCAGAGGAAACACAAUCUCUAGCUUCCGAGGUUGCAAGCACACCUGUCCUGUGCUCCAGAGACACUCUGUCUUCCAAGACUGCUAUUCAAAUAUUCCUUGUAGAAUUUUGUCCAAUGCUUUUUCUAUGUUUAUUGAGGUUAUCUCAAAGUUAAAGAGACAGAACUCUCAAGCAUCAUUAGGAUUUCUUACAAUUGCUAAGAAACUCCCUUCGAGAAUUAGCCAAUGUUAAUGUGUACUGCUAACUGAACUAUGAAUAUCUAACUAGUCUCAAAUAACUCAUAAUGAGGCGCUAUAGAUUUGCUUUAAAAAUUAUGCACAGAAUGGUUUGGUGCAGAUAACUUAAGCUUUUUCAGCUGGGAAUUUCAGAAGAUGGGGGAGAACUUCUACAAGGGAGGGCAGGUACCUGUACAUGGAAGGUGCUGAGAUGUCUAAAGUCACCCACAUUUGUCAUUUUAAAAAGUAUAUAUAAAUAAAAGAUACUAUUUUGAAGAA